Molecule: messenger RNA, 854 nt
Organism: Phytophthora sojae
Lineage: Eukaryota; Oomycota; Peronosporomycetes; Peronosporales; Peronosporaceae
Exons: 1
Coding region: 74-697 (207 amino acids)
Cellular component (GO): Golgi apparatus
Molecular function (GO): GTP binding; GTPase activity
Source: RefSeq, a predicted model, not a curated record
ACUGGACGGACGGGCAGCGCCGCGGCGGCAUCUCUAGACCACCGCCAAGUCCAAGCCGAAGCCCUACGCUGCCAUGGUGUUCGUGACGCUCAAAUACAUCAUCAUCGGGGACUCGGAGGUGGGCAAGUCGUCGCUGCUGCUGCAGUUCACGGAGCAGCACUUCCAGCCCAUCCACGACCUGACCAUCGGCGUCGAGUUCGGGGCCAAGCUGCUCGAGGUGGACGGGCGCAAGGUGAAGCUCGAGAUCUGGGACACGGCCGGCCAGGAGACCUUCCUCUCCAUCACGCGCAGCUACUACCGGGGCGCGGACGGCGCGCUGCUCGUGUACGACGUGAGCCGCCGCGAGAGCUUCGAGCACCUGGGCCGCUGGCUGCAGGAGUGCCACCAGAACUGCCACAACGACGAGGUCGAGAUCAUGGUCGUGGGCAUGAAGUGCGACGUGGACGAGCGCCAGCGGGAGGUCUCGGAGGACGAGGGCCGCAACUGGGCUGCCGCCCACGGACUCUACUUCAUCGAGGCCUCGGCCAAGACGGCGCUCAACGUCGAGCAGGCCUUCGCGCUCACGGCCACGACCAUCCUGCGCAACUUUGACUACUCCAACCACCAAGUGCGCAAGGCCUCGGGCGCCAGUCGCGUGUCCAUAGAGGCCCCGGCCGAGCACAAACAGACCAAGUCCGAGUGCUGCGGCAGCGGCUGAGAGAGAUAUGGCGUCGCUAGGAACACAAGGAGCCUCGUUGAGUGAGGCCAGGUAGGUAUCUCGUCACUCGUCACCCGUGAGGAGAGAGAGCAAAGCAAAGCGUUGUGUGUUAUGUAUCUCUAUCACUAUGAGCUGACGCCGAGCCGAGCGGCUGACG